CUUAAAUUACAACCACUCAGCUUGCACCUAAAUACUCUCUUGCAUGCAUGGGGUCAGAGUUCGGUUUCCGUUAGCUGGAAUUCCUCUCAACCAACCCCCUUCGCUUCAAUAAAUUUGUACAUGCUGCUGCAUCUUUCUCUCUCACAAAGGGAUAUUCUUUGACCCUGCCUGUGUGCGAGGUCUGAAUUCCCUUUGUCCAUGCCGUUUUCUCUUCUCCCUUCAUAGAGACAUUUUGAUUGCUCCGGCCUUGAGCCAAAUUUUUCUCGGCGUUUAUUUUAAGCCGACAAAACCCAAUUUCCGACCCACGAAAACUCGGCCAUUCUGAUUUCCGGCGUUUUUUAAAAACAAGGGUGUUUUUUGUAGUGCUCAGCACAAAUUGGAGAGAAAAAUGGAGUGAAUUCCAGUGAGUACUCCUGGUCUGUUUGGGUUUAAUUUUAUAUCCUUUUUUACUUAAUUCUUUGAUAGGUGGAAGGAGGGAAGCAAUAUGGAGAAGAAGGAGACUACAAUAUUGAUGCAAAAGUAUGAGCUCGGCCGCAUGCUUGGACAAGGCACAUUUGCCAAGGUUUACCGUGCAAGAAACCUCCGGUCCGGCCAGAAUAUAGCCAUUAAGAUUAUAGACAAGCAGAAGGUUUUGAGUGUCGGAUUGAUUGAUCAAAUCAAACGAGAAAUCUCUGUCAUGCGCCUCGUUAGGCACCCGAACGUUGUCCAGCUCUAUGAAGUCAUGGCAAGCAAAACCAAGAUUUAUUUUGCCAUGGAGUACGUGAAAGGUGGAGAGCUCUUCAACAAGGUUGCCAAAGGGAAGCUCAAGGAAGACGUGGCACGCAAGUAUUUUCAGCAACUGAUUGGGGCCGUUGAUUUCUGCCAUAGUCGAGGGGUAUAUCACCGGGACAUAAAGCCGGAGAAUCUCCUUCUCGACGAGAAUGGCGAUCUCAAAGUUUCAGAUUUUGGGUUGAGCGCGUUGUGUGAGUCUAGGCGGCAAGAUGGCCUUCUCCACACGACGUGUGGAACUCCUGCCUACGUGGCCCCGGAAGUCAUUAACAGGAAAGGUUAUGACGGAGCAAAGGCUGAUAUAUGGUCGUGUGGUGUGGUUCUCUUCGUUUUAUUGGCUGGUUUUCUUCCUUUCCAGGAAGCUAAUCUCAUGGAAAUGUAUAGGAAGAUUAGCAAAGGAGAAUUCAGGUGCCCCCAUUGGUUUCCACCGGAUGUCCGGAAGCUUCUUUCAAAAAUUCUUAAUCCCAAUCCAAGCACAAGAAUAGAUGUCGCCAAGCUCAAGGAGAAUACUUGGUUCAAGAAGGGAUUCAAAACGAUUGAAGCCAUACACCCUCCUCCAGACGGCACCAAAAUAUCUGUCAGCGACGACGUUCAGGCCGCCUUUGCAGCGUCGGAAACAAGCCCCAUGAGACCGACUUGUUUGAAUGCCUUUCAUAUUAUCUCUCAUUCGCCAGGAUUUGAUCUAUCCGGCUUGUUUGAGGAGGGUAGGAGUCAGAGACCGGAGGCACGAUUCACUACAACAAAACCAGCCUCAAUGAUCGUGUCAAAGUUGGAAGAAAUAGCAGAGUUGGAGAGAUUUAAGGUCAUGAAGAAAGGAGGAAAAGUUACAUUACAGGGAAGCAAAGAAGGGAGAAAAGGGCAACUUGCAAUCGAUGCUGAAAUAUUUGAAGUUACACCUUCGUUUUUUGUUGUGGAGGUGAACAAAGCAGCGGGGGACACAUUUGAGUACAAAAAUUUCUGUAACCAGGACUUGAAGCCCUCUCUCAAGGAUAUUGUAUGGAAAUGGCAAGGAAGUGAGCAGCAACAACAGCAGCCACAAUCUCUUUAGGUUUUCUACUCUUAGAUAUAUAGGACGUGCUUCUAUACUUUUCUAUCAAUAUGUAUUUAUCUUUCUCCUCAACCUUAGGUAAUUC
Molecule: messenger RNA, 1901 nt
Organism: Alnus glutinosa
Lineage: Eukaryota; Viridiplantae; Streptophyta; Magnoliopsida; Fagales; Betulaceae
Product: CBL-interacting protein kinase 5
Exons: 1
Coding region: 485-1816 (443 amino acids)
Biological process (GO): signal transduction; protein phosphorylation
Molecular function (GO): ATP binding; protein kinase activity
Source: RefSeq, a predicted model, not a curated record